UCUCUCAGCUCCGUCUCCUCCAUCAUAUAUAUUACAUAUUUCUUCGAUCGGUAGAACAUCGAAGAAAAAAAUUUAAAAAAGAAAAGAAAAAAAGAAGAAGAAUAGAAAGCUCUGUGUUCAUUGCUGUUCUCGUCUUGAAAUUCUACGAUUUCAAAGAUGGAAACUCAGCAACAUGAUGAUGUUUCAAAAGUUAAUGAACCCACCACAACUGGGCAUGAUAAUUCUACUUUGAAUCAUUCUGAUACAAAUGUAAAUUCUGAAAGGAGACCAGAUGAGGUUGUCAGGAAUCUGCAGAAUGUCACCUAUAUUUAUCGACAAGAUGUUGUAAGGAGCAACUGUAGUGGUAGGAUUGGGAUUGUGACUGAAGUUGCAGGUGAUUCGGACUCAGAUAGUAGCAUAACCGAUGAUGAAGAUGAGGAUGACGAAGAAGAUGAUGAUGAGGCUGGUGGAAAUGAGGAAGGUGGCAAUGAUGACAAUGCUAAUGGGAGUGAUAGGAACAGAACUGCUGACAGUUACAAGAGCGGUCCUCUUCCCCCUGAUCAGGUUCGAGUGAUUUGGAUGGAUGAGUCCGAGACAACAAUAAAUCUUAGUGAUGCAACAGUUAUUGAUAGGGGAUUCUUACAUGGGGAUUUUGUUGCUGCUGCUUCAGACGCCACCGGUCAAGUGGGUGUUGUUGUUGAUGCUAAUAUUUCGGUUGAUCUAUUAACUACUGAUGGGUCUAUUAUAAAAGAUGUUUCAUCCAAAGACUUGAAACGAGUGAGGGAUUUUACUGUGGGUGAUUAUGUAAUACUUGGUCCCUGGCUAGGCAGAAUUGAUGAUGUUCUAGAUAAUGUGACUGUGUUAUUUGAUGAUGGCUCUGUGUGCAAGGUUAUGAAAGUUGACCCACUGCGUCUUAAACCAGUUGGCAAGAAUCUCCUGGAAGAUGGCCAUUUCCCUUACUAUCCUGGGCAGCGUGUGAAGGCGAGCUCCUCAUCAGUUUACAAAAAUUCUAGGUGGCUAUCUGGUUUGUGGAAACCUAACCGGUUGGAAGGCACAGUAAGCAAGGUAACAGUUGGGUCAGUUUUUAUAUAUUGGAUAGCAUCUGCAGGGUAUGGGCCUGAUUCUUCUACUGCCCCUGCUGAAGAGCAGAGUCCCAAGGGCUUAAAGUUAUUAUCUUGCUUUGCACAUGCAAAUUGGCAAUUAGGUGACUGGUGCCUUCUGCCAUCUUUUGCACCAUCUUCUUCCAUUCUCCUGGACAAGGGUUUAUCAAAUCCAGAACUUUACGAUUCCACAAAAGGGGUAUUAGAUUCUGCUCAAAUGGUACCUGAAUGUGAUUCAGAAGUGGUUGAUGUGGACAAUGAUGUGGAAAAUGCAUUGGAAGGAACCACUGAAAAUGUAGAUGGUAAUGCAUCGCGAGAAUCCAGUUCGUGCAGUAGUUCAUUGUCAGUUUCAAAGGAGCCUGUCCAUGAAACUUGGCCUCAUCAUCGCAAAAAGAUUAGAAAAGUUGUGGUUAGGAGAGACAAGAAGGCUCGGAAGAAAGAGGAAAAUUUUGAAAGAGCUCUUAUGAUUGUCAAUAUGAAGACAAGGGUUGAUGUAGCAUGGCAGGAUGGAACAACAGGAUAUAAUUUGGAUUCAACAACUUUGAUUCCUAUUGAUAGUCCUGGCGAUCAUGAAUUUGUAGCAGAACAGUAUGUAGUUGAGAAAGCCACGGAUGACAGCAAUAAUGGUUGUGAAGUUAGACGUGUGGGGGUUGUAACAAGUGUUAAUGCAAAAGAGCGGACAGCUUGUGUGAGGUGGUUAAAGCCAGUUUCUAGGCCAGAAGAAUCUAGAGAGUUCGAUAAGGAGGAAGUGGUGAGUGUUUAUGAGCUUGAGGGUCACCCUGACUAUGACUACUGUUAUGGGGAUGUAGUUGUUCGGUUAUCACCUGUUUCUCCUGCUUUUGGAGACUCUGUUGAGGAAGCAAAGAAGCUGAUUAGUCCAAAUGAGGUUAAAGAAGAUCCAAAAAAGAGCUUGGGAUGUAAGAAAGAUGAGGGUGCAUCCGCCAAUGAAGCUUGCAUGGACUUCUCAGAUCUUUCUUGGGUUGGGAACAUUACUGGUCUAAAAAAUGGUGAUAUUGAAGUUACAUGGGCUGAUGGGGUGGUUUCAACGGUUGGCCCUCAAGCGAUUUAUGUUGUUGGUCGUGAUGAUGAUGAGUCAAUUGCUGCUGGAAGUGAUGUUAGUGAUGAUGCUGCUAGCUGGGAAACUGUUGAUGAUGAUGAGAUGGAUGCCCUUGAGAAUGAAAACAAGGACAACCAAGUUAUUGACUGGCUAUUCUGUUGGUGGACCAUGCUCAUAAUUCUGUUGGCGGACCAUGCUCAUAAUUUGUUAAUCUGGUCAAGUGAAUCAUUGAUGUUCUUUAAUCAGGAAAUUCGGCUGCAAAAUGCUACUGACAUCAGCCCCAAGUCAGAGGAUAGCACAAUGAUUGGAGAAAAUUCUGGAAGAAACGGACCGCUUUCUAUUCCCCUUGCUGCACUUGGCUUUGUUACCCGACUGGCCAGUGGAAUAUUUUCACGGGGAACAAAACACUCGGAUCCAUUUGGUUUGGACUCCACAGGAGAAAAUGAACCUCAAUCUCAGGGAAUGGAAAACAUUUCCAUCAGAGGUGAUUCUGGUGAUGAAUCUAGCUCUCGGAAAUCUAAUUGCACUGAUAAUUGUGGUGUGGGAACUACUCAUGGAAAAGGAGAUGAGCAUGUUGUUGAAGACAACAUAGAUUUAUUAGACAUAGCAGAAGCUCUUUGCAGCUUGAAGCCUGAGGCACAGUAUCUUUCUUCAUGCCAUGGGGAUAAUGUUUCCAGUUUCAAAGGCUUUGAUAUUGCAAAAGAGCCUGGGGACCAUUAUUUUCUUGGUGCAAAUGGACAGAAUAAUGCUGGAAGGAAAUGGCUGAAGAAGGUUCAACAAGACUGGAGUAUCCUUCAGAAUAACCUACCCGAUGGGAUUUAUGUACGAGUUUAUGAAGAUCGAAUGGAUCUCUUGAGGGCGGUGAUAGUUGGAGCAUAUGGGACACCUUACCAGGAUGGCCUUUUUUUCUUUGAUUUUCAUCUUCCGCCAGAGUACCCUGAUGUUCCACCGUCAGCAUACUAUCAUUCUGGAGGGUGGCGAAUUAACCCAAAUUUGUACGAGGAAGGCAAGGUUUGCCUUAGUCUUUUAAAUACCUGGACUGGCAGAGGAAAUGAAGUCUGGGAUCCUUUGUCCUCAAGCAUCCUUCAAGUCCUGGUUUCACUGCAGGGGCUAGUACUAAACUCUAAGCCAUAUUUUAAUGAAGCUGGAUAUGAUAAGCAAAUCGGGACAGCUGAAGGAGAGAAAAAUUCGUUGUCCUACAAUGAGAAUACAUUCUUGCUGAACUGCAAGACAAUGAUGUAUCUUAUGCGAAAGCCCCCAAAGGACUUUGAAGAGCUUGUCAGAGACCAUUUCAGGAGGCGAGGUUAUUACAUCCUCAAGGCCUGUGAUGCUUACAUGAAAGGCUACUUAAUUGGUUCUCUGACAAAGGAUGCCUCUAUAAGCGACAAAAGCAAUGCAAAUGCAAAUUCAGUAGGUUUCAAGCUAAUGUUGGCUAAGAUCAUGCCGAAACUUUUCUUGGCGCUUAAUGAAGUUGGAGCCGAUUGUCACCCAUUUAAGCAUCUACAACAGUAGUCAUAGCACCAGUCCUCAAAAGGCCAAUCUCGCAGUAUCUUCAUCGUGCAAAAGAGGUCUGCCUUCAUGAUUUUAUGCUCUUUUUAAAAAAAAAAAUCAUUUCUAAUACUCCAAUGUAAAAAACUUUAGAUGCUUUAGGAUUGUUUCAAAACAUUCUUUUGUCAUGUUUGAAAGCUUGGCAGCCCGAACUUUUUGGAGCAAAGUUGAAGGGUCUACUGACUGGCUGUGUGUCAGCCAAUGUGAAAAAUUUCAUCAGUCAAGACAACAAAUUGGGGAAUGAUUAAAAGGCUCCUGAAUUUGCCUUCGCUUGUUGUGUUUACACAUUUUUUUAUUUUUUUACUUUUAUUUUUAUAAAUAUUUUCCUCUCCCUCUACGGGUUGAGGAGGCAGAAGGGGUUUUGCAUUGACUGUCCAAUUUAUUCAGCAAUGAAGAAUAAAAUUUGUUGUCGGACGUUCUAGUUUCUCUA
Camellia sinensis is the source of this 4114-nucleotide messenger RNA. RefSeq names its product ubiquitin-conjugating enzyme 23 (gene UBC23). Gene Ontology annotation, molecular function: ubiquitin conjugating enzyme activity. The record is from RefSeq and is a predicted model, not a curated record. Lineage: Eukaryota; Viridiplantae; Streptophyta; Magnoliopsida; Ericales; Theaceae.